Rhagoletis zephyria (snowberry fruit fly) is the source of this 1356-nucleotide messenger RNA. RefSeq lists its product as uncharacterized. The record is from RefSeq and is a predicted model, not a curated record. NCBI's taxonomy places the organism in Eukaryota, Metazoa, Arthropoda, Insecta, Diptera, Tephritidae.
AUGAUGACAAAUGAAGUUCCAUUCGACGUAAUAAAGGAUAUUAUUCCGGAAUACAACGGGGGCAAUGAUUUUGAUCUGUGGCAGUCGCAGGCACAGCAUUUUCGAACGGCAUUACUCAUCGAUGACACAACGUUGGGCAUCGUCAUUCGUUUCACAACCAAAACACAUCUUUUUCCGCCCGGCAAACCAAAUUUUAUUUUUAACGAACGGUCUAAUGCACAUAUAAUAUUGCCGGCCAAACCAAACGAAAUUGAUUACAGCGCCACAGUGAGUAAGCCAACGUCCAUGUUUGGAGAAAAACAAUCGCUCUUCAGCAUUCGUUAUAAAUGCUUUCAAACAGUAAAAAAUGAUUUGGAAGACUACACAUCCUACAUAGCAAGAGUAAAUCGACAGUGUGAAAAAUUUCAGCCAGAUAAAUGCAGCAGUUAUAACUUGAAAUGCUUAAUAUUUGCUAGCGGCCUACAAUCUACAAAAGAUGCACUUUUUCGUAAUGAAAUUCUUAAAAUGCUGGAUGAAGAAAAACCCAGUAAACCAGUUACUUUGGAUUUGAUACAUGCGGAGAUUCAACGAACACUUCUACGUCAGCAGGACAUUAAAAUGAUCGGAAAUACUCCAUCGAUUACGCAUGCAGUUCGUACGCAGGCAAACCAGAGCCAAAAACAGUUAAAGAAAAAUAUCACGAAAACUCCACCUUCUCCAUGUUGGUUUUGCGGAGAAAUGCACUAUGCUCGUUAUUGUUUAUACGCGAGUCACAAGUGUUCACAAUGUGGAACCACUGGUCAUAAAGAAGGAUAUUGCAGCGCAAAGAAACGUGGUGCGUUCAAACGCAACAAGCAGCAAAAAGACAGUUCGCCGCAACAACAACAACAACAACAACAACAAAAGAGUGUACAAAAGCAGCAAACACACAAUACACUGAAAUCUACCGAGUCUACUGCACAAACUAGAAUAAUAACCGAUUUCUCACAACUGAGAAGACACAUCGCAAUUUUAAUAAAUGGUAUUAAAACUCAACUACAGCUGGACACCGCUUCAGACUGCACUAUAAUUUCGCAAAAAGUAUGGAAGAAUAUCAACAUGCCAACGUUGAAUGCAACUAAACAUACAGCUCGCGACGCGAAUUGCAACAAAAUCAGCUUCAAAGGCGAGGUUAUUGCUAACAUAACACAUCAAGGCGAAACAAAGAAAAUGAAGGUGUUAGUCACAUUGGUCAACAAUCUCAAUAUCGCAGGCGCAGACUUCUUUGAAGAAUUUGGUCUUUGGGAUAUACCUAUCAAUGCAUUUUGCAUGAAAGUACAACUCUCAGAGAAAGAAGCAGAACAAAUUCAAAGCAGAAUUUCCUACUGUAUUUCAUAA